GUCUUGAUUUCAGUGUCACAAAGUUCUAAGUUAUUCUAUUGUUUAUUGUUUAGUGUGGUGAAGCUGAAAGAAAGUUUAUUUAGUUGUUUCGUUUGCUCGUUCGUUACAUUGUUAAUUCAACUACUUGACUUUUUUUCACUGUCCAGUCAGCAUUUUUUUGUUACACAUAAUUUUUCAUGUAAUGUUUGCAGUCGUCCCAAACCAAGUUGUUGUGAAUUUGUGAUUUAAUCUAAGAAGAUUCACUCAAGUUCCUACAAGCGUCAAUCACUUGUUUGUUACUUAUCAGCGGUCAUUCAAAUUAAAACAGAAAAAAGUGAAAAAUAAAACGAAAAUAUAAUUUAAUAUGGAAUCAAGAACAACAUCAAUUGAUUCCACAAUAAAUUCCAAAUAUGAUUAUAUAUUAAACAGUCCUAGACAAUUAAUAAUUCCACUAACUAGAUGUGAUCAUCUGCUCAAUCGACCAUCUGAUAUAGUACUUAAACAGGAAUAUAUUCCGACUGCUAAAGAUUAUAAUGAUUAUCAACCAUUACAAAUCGGGACUGGAUGUGAAACCACCAUAGAAAAAGUGAACAUUAAUGGGACUGAAAUUAAAAUCGAAAAAGAUUAUAUCGACGGUUGUGUAUUUGAAAGUAUAGUUUCUCAAAGUCAUUCAGAUGAAAGCUCUAAUAAAUCUAAGAAAUGUGAAAUUUGUAAUAAAAUGUUUACUAGAAGCAGAUAUUUGAAAAUUCACAUGAGGAUUCAUACUGGAGAAAAACCUUUUAAAUGUGAUUUAUGCGAUGUAUCAUUUAAAUUAAAUCACCAUUUGAAAAGACAUAUUAUGAUAAUUCAUAAGAGUAAAAGAGAAAAGCCAUUCGUUAGUGGCAUUUGUAAUAAGUCUUAUGAUAAUAGUUCAUUAUUGAAAAAACAUAAAUUGUUUCAUACAGAUAAAAGUCCUCACAAAUGUGAUGUAUGUAACAAAGCAUUUUUUAGCUCUUCAAAUUUGAAGAAGCAUAAAAUGAUACAUACAGGAGAAAAACCGUUUGAAUGUAAAUUAUGUGAUAAAGUAUUUUCUCAUGCACAUUGUUUAGAAAUUCAUACAAACACACAUACGGGUAAAAAACCUUACAAAUGUGAUGUUUGUAAUAAAAUGUUAACUAGAAAAGAAUAUUUGAAAGUUCAUAUGAGGCUCCAUACUGGAGAAUCCCCUUUUAUUUGUGCUAACUGCAAUCAAUCAUUUCGUAGUAAGGCACUAUUGAAAAGUCAUAUUAUUAAUUACCAUCUAGGAGAAAAAUACAAGUGUAAAAUUUGUUUGAAAAAUUUUGCUAGUAGUUCAAGGAUCAAAAUUCAUAUGCAAAGUCAUAUCGGUGAAGAGAAAUAUAAAUGUGAUGUAUGUAACAAAGCAUUUUUUGAUUCUUUAAGUUUGAAUAAUCAUAAAAUGACACAUACAGAAGAAAAACGUUUUAAGUGUGAUGUUUGUAAUAAGAUGUUUACUAGAAACGGAUAUUUAAUAGUUCAUAUGAGGAUCCAUACUGGAGAAUCUCCUUUUAUGUGUGAUAUCUGUAAUCAAUCAUUUCAUCGUAAACCACUUUUGAAAAGUCAUAUUAUUAAACACCAUACAGGAGAAAAAUCUUACAAGUGUAAAAUUUGUUUGAAUAAAUUUUCCACUAGUUCAAGUAUCAAUGUUCAUAUGAGAAUUCAUAAUGGAGAAUUCCCUUUUACUUGUGAUAUCUGUAAUAAAUUAUUUCGUCAAAAAGAUCUAUUGAAAAAACAUAUUAUUAAACACCAUAUAGGAGAAAAAUCUUAGAAGUGAAAUUAAAAUUUGUUUGAAGAAAUUGGUUUGUAGCUCAAGUGUCAACAUUUAUAAAAGAAGUCAUACCAGUGAAGAAACAUAAUAAUGUGAUAUAUGUAAUAAAAUAUUUCAUCAUAAAAGAAAUUUUGAUAAUCACAUGAACAAGCACUAUGACUCAUACUGGGUUGAAACUUCAUAAAUGUAAUAUCUGUAAUAAAGCCUUUAAUAUAAAAUUAAGACUGAUUAACCAUAUGAGAAUUCAUACUAGUGAUUAAAUAAAUAAGAAGAACUACUGAAGUAAUAUAAAUGUACUUUCUUGUAAAAAAAUUAUAUUAUUUAUUUGUGACUUAA
Molecule: messenger RNA, 2119 nt
Organism: Aphis gossypii (cotton aphid)
Lineage: Eukaryota; Metazoa; Arthropoda; Insecta; Hemiptera; Aphididae
Product: zinc finger protein OZF-like
Exons: 5
Coding region: 344-1783 (479 amino acids)
Biological process (GO): regulation of transcription by RNA polymerase II
Molecular function (GO): RNA polymerase II cis-regulatory region sequence-specific DNA binding; DNA-binding transcription factor activity, RNA polymerase II-specific
Source: RefSeq, a predicted model, not a curated record